Messenger RNA from Malania oleifera, 3057 nucleotides. RefSeq names its product vacuolar cation/proton exchanger 5-like. Gene Ontology annotation, molecular function: calcium:proton antiporter activity. NCBI's taxonomy places the organism in Eukaryota, Viridiplantae, Streptophyta, Magnoliopsida, Santalales, Ximeniaceae. The transcript is spliced from 12 exons. Gene Ontology annotation, cellular component: plant-type vacuole membrane. The coding region runs from base 575 to 2089 and encodes 504 amino acids. Gene Ontology annotation, biological process: calcium ion transmembrane transport; intracellular calcium ion homeostasis. The record is from RefSeq and is a predicted model, not a curated record.
CUCUCUCUCUCCCUCUCCCUCUCUCUCUGUGGGGAAGACAAACAAAUAUUUAAUGAGGGGGUUGGGAGGAGUAGGAAAUAUAGGCGAGAAGGUUGGGGGAUCGUUUGGCGUGGGAACACUCUGCUUCCAAAUUCAGUCCCUAUUUAUGACUAUGAUCCGUUAUUAUUAGCAGUGCAGCGUCAACUGCUUCCGACCCAGCCCGCCCCUUGCGUUUCCCCAACCGCCCCUUCGCUCCGAAUUACCAGGGAUGCGUAAUACUUUGGUUAUCGAAAAAACCAACCAACGCACGAUUGCAAACAAACGUCACUGCGACCCCACCCCCUUCCCUUUCUCCAUUUUCCGCCUCCUUAUUCUUCUUCUUCUUCUUCUUCUUCUUCUUCUUCUUCUGAAUAUUAAUCCAUUUGAAUUUUCUGGUUUGAAUCCCGCCCCCCCAUGGGAAGUCAAUCCCCCACAACUUCCGCGAAACUUCUCCUGGAGAAUUAUUAGCGUCAUUUUGUCUGACCUAGGACCUUGUUUUCCUGUGAAUACUGCUCAAAUAUUCCUGCGAGAGUGAUGCGCCCCGCCUGGAGAUGGAAUGCUUCUUGUUGCAUUUAAUGCCUACAAGCAGCAUCUUAUGGAUCACAGCAAUAUUCAAAUGGCUAGAGUCCACUCCCAUCUCGACAUGGGAUCGAUAGAGGAAAAAUCCGUACUUCAGUUUGAAGCCGACAGCCUGGUUGAUGAGGAAGUUGAUAGGAAGUCUGUGUCUCUGGAUGUGGCUUCUCGGAGAUCUUCAUCUGCCGCUGCUACUUCUGGGGAAGAUGUUACUAACUAUCCGAGGAAUAAUGUGUUUAAGAGCAUAAAAAUUGUAGUCUUCUCUACUAAAAUCAACUUGCUCAUACCUUUUGGACCUUUAGCAAUUCUGCUUGACAAAUUCGCUGCUGGCCACCAAGGAUGGGUCUUCAUUCUUAGCUUAUUGGGCAUCAUACCUUUGGCAGAGCGCUUGGGUUAUGCUACAGAGCAGCUGGCUUUCUUCACUGGAGCUACAGUUGGGGGUCUUUUAAAUGCUACAUUUGGAAAUGCGACAGAAUUGAUAAUAUCAAUCUAUGCACUGAAAAGUGGUAUGAUACGCGUUGUUCAACAGUCCUUACUGGGAUCAAUUCUGUCAAACAUGUUGCUGGUGCUUGGAUGCGCUUUUUUCUGUGGCGGAAUUGUUUACUCAAAGAAGGAUCAGAUGUUUAAUAAGGCUUCUGCUGUAGUGAACUCAGGAUUGCUGUUAAUGGCAGUCAUGGGUCUGCUAUUUCCUGCUGUCCUUCAUUACACACACACUGAGCUGCAUUAUGGAAAGUCUGAAUUAGUUCUUUCAAGGUUUAGCAGCUGUGUCAUGCUCGUGGCAUAUGCUGCUUAUCUUGUUUUUCAGCUGAAGAGCCAUAAGAAUCUUUAUGCCCCAGUUGACGAGGUGGGGGAUCAUGCUGAAGGGAACCUAGAUGAUGUAGAGAAUCCAGAGAUCUCCAAGUGGGAAUCAAUAAUUUGGUUAUGUAUUUUGACUGCAUGGAUUUCAGUCCUCUCCGAAUACCUAGUUGACACAAUAGAGGGUGCAUCAGUUUCAAUGAAAAUUCCGAUGGCAUUUAUUAGUGUUAUACUGCUUCCCAUUGUUGGAAAUGCCGCAGAACAUGCAAGUGCCGUUAUGUUUGCUAUGAAAGACAAGCUUGACAUUUCUUUGGGAGUGGCAAUAGGAUCAUCAACACAGAUAUCUAUGUUUGGGAUUCCUUUUUGCGUGGUAGCUGGGUGGAUCAUGGGGCACCCUAUGGACUUAAAUUUUCAACUUUUUGAGACUGCCACACUUUUCAUGACAGUUCUAGUGGUGGCCUUCUUGUUGCAGGAGGGAACAUCUAACUACUUUAAAGGUCUAAUGCUCAUUCUUUGCUACCUGAUAGUUGCUGCAAGUUUCUUUGUACAUGUAGAUCCUGAAUCUGUGGGUGAGCUUGUUUCUUCUUCCCCUUCCAACUGGAAAUAUAGAAGCUUUAAUGACUUAUAUGUAUGCUUUGAGCAUUGCCUUUGUAUCAGUACUUUGUAUUUGGUUAUAUUUCCUUUUUCCAUUUUAUUUUUCUAGAGUGAAAUUUUGUUCACUCUUGGUUAUUAUCCCGUUCACAAAACAUGUCUGCACCCUAAGCUCUAGUUGAGCAUGUCCUUUCUGGUGACAUGGGAAUAAAAAUGAAACAAUUUUAUCUGAAGGGCAUCCAUUCAGAUUCUCUUACGCUGCGUUUGGGAGCAUUAAUUUCAGGUCUUGGAAUUGGAUUUGGAUUUGGACAAGGUUCAAUACAAUUUUGUGUUAUAUUUCUUUCAAAUCCAUACAAAUUCAAAUCCAAGGCCUCUUCCAAACACAUGGUUACAGAAUUUCUCCUACAAAGUCUGUCUAUACUAUUGCCUGGUGAAGCCCUUGUUAAUUUUUCUGGUCUUGUGAUGAUUAAUCUGUAACACAAUGGUUACAUGGUUUUGCAGCAGAUAAGCCCGGAAAAAUGUAGUCAUAAAGAGCAAUGUAUUCACGGAGUUGCCCUGCAAAAGGACUUCAUCCACUCAAAUGUGGAUAUGAUGAUGAGGAGGUUCCUAGUUCGAGACAGAUUCUUGGACUAGAUACGUUCUGCUCAAGAGCUGUAUAUUAAUGUGAUAGCUUUUUAAAUUGAACCAUUCCUCUCCGAUUUCAAGCUUCCAGGAUGUUUUGAAGUUCACUUUGAUGAUGAGGUGAUUGGUGAAUACUUUCUUGUUUCAUACUUCAUUGGUAGAGAGGUGAUAGCUGGACAUAGGCAUUAGCUUUUAGUUAAAUUUCAUAUGGUAGGGAGGCAAAAGCAAGUGAAAUAUAUGAAAUUCCAAGUAUACAGAGUUCUCUUUUGUUAAUAUUACAAAUAUGGAUGUAGUUUUUGGUAUUUUUUUCCCCUUAUCCACAUAACUACAAAAUGCUUCCUACAUUUGGAUCCUUUUUCGUGUUCUUGUUUUUUUUUUUUUUAUGCUAUAUUUGUGAAAUUUACUCGUGGGAAGAGACGCAAGUCAUAUUUGGAACGAAAAUGAAUGUUGCUGUAGAAA